Phycodurus eques (leafy seadragon) is the source of this 1302-nucleotide messenger RNA. RefSeq names its product N-lysine methyltransferase SMYD2-B-like. The record is from RefSeq and is a predicted model, not a curated record. Gene Ontology annotation, cellular component: nucleus. The transcript has 12 exons. Bases 1 to 1293 code for a protein of 430 amino acids. Lineage: Eukaryota; Metazoa; Chordata; Actinopteri; Syngnathiformes; Syngnathidae. Gene Ontology annotation, molecular function: protein binding.
AUGGACGGGAUCGAGAGGUUCGACAGCCGGGACAAAGGUCGCGGCCUGCGGGUGAGCAGAAGCUUCCGGGUCGGGGAGCUGCUCUUCUCCUGCCCGCCCUUCUGCCACGUGCUGUCGGCCAGCGAGAGGGGGCAACACUGCGAGUUCUGCUUCAGCAGGAAGGAAAGCCUGGCAAGAUGUGGCAAGUGCAAGAAAGCCUUUUACUGCGAUGUCAAAUGUCAGAAGGACGACUGGGCGGCGCACAAGCUGGAGUGCUCGGCGAUGGUUGCGUUCGGGGACAAGUGGCGCCCGUCGGAAAGCAGUCGCUUGGUGGCCCGAAUCCUGGCCAAGAAGAAAACGCAGAAAGAAAGAUGCGCGUCCGAGAAGAUCUUGCUGGUCGGAGAGAUGCUGUCACACGUGGAGGAGAUGGACGACGAGAAACGAGACAGGAGCCGGGCGGACGCGGCCGGACUGCAUCGCUUUUACUCCAAACAUUUGGACUUCCCCGACUCCAAAGAGCUGCUCUCGCUCUUCUCACAGGUGUCCUGUAACGGCUUCAGUAUCGAGGACGAGGAACUGUCCCACUUGGGCACGGCAGUCUACCCAGACGUGGCGCUGAUCAACCACAGCUGCGUUCCCAACGUGAUCGUGACGUUCAACGGUACGCGCGCCGACGUGCGAGCGGUCGACCACGUCAAGACCGGAGAUGAAGUGUUGAUCAGUUACAUCGACCCGCUCUACCCGACAGACGACCGCAACGCCAGGCUCAGAGAGGCGUACUACUUCGCCUGCCGCUGCCAAGAGUGUCGCACGAGGUCCAACGACGCGCUGAAGCUGAAAGUGCGCAAGCGACGCGAGCCAGUGGCGGCGGAAGCGGUGAGCGCCAUGUUGCGCUACGCCCGCAAAACCAUCAGCGACUUCAGAGGCCUCAAAGCCGUCAAAACCCCUGGCGAGCUCUUGGAGAUGUGCGAGAAGAGCCUGGAGGAGAUGGGCGGCGUGCUGGACGACGCCAACGUCUUCAUGCUGCACAUGAGCUACCAGGCCAUGGGCGUGUGCGCCUACCGGGGCGACCUCCGCGCCGCCGUGCGCUACGGAGAGAAGCUACUCAAACCCUUCACGUGCCUGUAUCCCGCCUACUCCCUGAACGUGGCGUCUUUGUACCUGAAGCUGGGCCGACUCGACUUGGCCUUGGACAGACGCGCCGAGGGCGUGAGCGCGCUCAACAAGGCGUUGAGCAUCAUGGAAGUGGCCCACGGCAACGAGCAUCCCUACGUCCGAGAGCUGCGCAAACACAUCAAACAGACUUCAAUGUAACCUGUUUUA